AUGGCAACUGCUCCUGUUUCGCCACUAGCAAGCUCUAUGGAGAAAACAAAUGGAGCUAAGCUCAGCAGACUUCUCAUUGAUGGUGGAACAACAGUUCUGAGGACCAUUUUUGAUGGCUAUCACCCACCGGCUAAUCUUUCUACUAGUCUCAAUGCCAACUACUCAACCCUUCAAUCCCUCUUAAAGAAAAAGGUCCUGCGUGCAGCUCAGUGGGACAAACUGUUUCCAUCUGGUGGAGUAACACCAGACUCAAACACGUUUGACAUCACUCUCUUGUUUCUUCUUCUCACCAACAUUUGCGGACUUUCCCCUCCUCUCUCGGGGUGGCAUUCCAUGCCAUCUCCGAGUGACAACUCCCUUGAGGCAAACCUUGCUCGGGUAAAGGUCUUCCGCAAUGAGUUGUAUGGUCACGUGUCCACUACUGCUAUUGACACGCCCACUUUCUCUGUUUUAUGGCAGAAUAUUAGUACUGUCCUUGUUGCCCUUGGCUUGGAUAAGGUAGCCAUAGAGAGAUUAAAACUAGAGCACUCUGCAGAGGAAGACUAUAUUGAAAUAUUAAGAGAAUGGGCGAAAAGUGAAGAGGAUACCAAGUCGCAACUGAUGGAUAUCUCACAAUCUCAGACUGAAAUAGCGCAAAGUAUCGAAGAAUUGCGUCAGGCUCGUCUUGAGGACUCCAAGGAGCUGGAAGAAAUGAAAAAUACAGUUAUCAAAACUAGGCAGGCCGUCGAGAGCGUAGAGGAUCGUAGAAGAAGGGACAAAGAGGAUGAAAUUCUCAAAGCACUCGCAAAGAUUGACACAGGAAAAGAUGUCGAAUAUCAUUCAGAACGAUAUCAGGAAGGAACUCGUUUGUCUAUUUUGACAAAGGUGCAGGAUUGGAUGGAUGACAGAAGUUCUGAGAAUCGUGUUUUGGUAAUCAGCGGACAGGCUGGUAUGGGAAAAUCUGUGAUCUCUGCAGUUGUCUGCAAAAGAAUGCUAAGAGCUAACAGACUAUCUGGAAGCCAUUUUUGUCAACAUGGCAAGGCACGCCGCAGGAAUCCCAGAGUGAUGCUUCAGUCUUUGGCUUGUCAGCUGUCUGACAUUAUUCCAGAAUACAAGAGUGCCAUUCUGGAAGUACUGUCAAGAAAUUUAGGAGGAGAUCUAAACAGCAUGGAAGUUAGUGAUCUCUUCGAAUUGCUGCUCAUGGAACCUCUUUCUAAAGUCAAAGACCCAGGAAGGAACAUCCUAAUGGUAAUAGAUGGCUUGGACGAGAGUGAAUACCAAGGCCGCAACGAAUUGCUUGAUGUGAUUGCUAGUAACUUUUGCAAACUCCCAGCGUGGUUUCGAUUUCUUGUGACAACCCGUCCUGAAAUCAACAUCGCCGAUAGUCUCAGGGUUUUGGAGCCUCUGCAGCUUGAACCAAGUGAUAAUGAGAACUUACAAGACAUCCGUCACUAUCUUAACAGGCGUCUAAGCCAAUUUGGGCAGUUCGAAAUCCAAGAGGAUGUUUUGAAUUAUCUUGUGGAAAAGUCAGAAGGAGUAAUGUUAUUUUCUUACUUUUUAGUUGAAUUUGUUGGCAAAAUCGAGGCCUUUCUUACCCCAGAGCUGCUGGAGAACGAUUUGCCAUCUGGUAUUUCAUCCGUUUACGAGUCCUAUUUCAAACGUUUAGAGCAAGAACUUGUAGAGGAACUGGAGAUUAAGGACGAGCAUUUUUUUGCUUUCCUAAGUGCAGUUACAGCUUCGAGAGAGCCAUUACCAGUUGCUUUUGUCGCAAAAUUGUUCCAGUUGGACACCAGGACAUCAGUUGGCAAACGGAAAGUUAAAAGGGCAAUUUCUUGCAUUUCAACUCUUCUGCUGGUUGAGGAUGAAAGGGUCAAGUUCUUCCACAAAUCAGUCAAGGACUGGUUGACCGUUACUUCCUCGUAUGGACAGCACAACUUUGCAUUAGAUUUGAAUGAAGGUCAUAGUAUCCUUUCUAAACUUUGCCGUGAGGAACUCGAUCAAAUUAAGGAUCGUGGUGUUAUUGAUCGAAAAUUUUGCGACACUGAAACAUAUUCCCUACAACACGGUGUCACACACAUGCUUGAGGAUGCAAGGUCACCGAAUAGUAAAGAAUUGGUGAGGUUGUUUGUCUUGGACUUGGAACUCGUUUACGCUAAACUCUGUGUGGAUCACGCAACGGCAGCCGAGGACAUUGUACGCUGUCAGAAACAGGAAAUUUUGUCAGUGCUCCCUGAAGAAAGUAAAACUCUCUUGGAUGACUUAUUGCUUUUGUUGAGAAAAUACCACGAAAGUUUUAAAGAUCCUGGUGCAUUUCUGCAAACUGUGUUGAAUGAGGGAGAAGCGAGACUUUCUUCCCAGGCAUCAAGUCUUCUGAGUAAGAAAUUUCCCCAUAUUACUUUCAUGGAGUUCAUAUACAAGGAUGUUCAUGAGGAGGCUCCCAAAGCCGUUUUUCCAUGUUCAGCUGCAGUGGUCUGUUUUGAUGUGUCGCCGCAGUCUGACUACAUGGUGUGUGAGUGUAAAGAUGAGAUGCUUUACCUGUGGUCGCUUCGCACCGGCAAAUUAGAAUGGAGACGUCCUUGCAAAAUAAAGAAACAAUAUUCACAUGGCAAUUUCACGUAUCGAACGUCGCCUUCCUCUGAUGUCUUCUCGUGCUACCGUUCGGUUGUUUUUCAUCCUUCAAAGGAAGUUGUCCUACCAGGAAUCCUUAGUUCAGCCUAUUCGUUUGAUGGAGAUCUGAAACCACUUUUCCCAAGAAGUAACUGCAUAUUCACUGUUUGUUCACUGUUGAAUGCAAACGGCGAGGUCCGGUUUGUAACAAAUUUUCCGGAUGAUGCCAAGUGUAUUAUAUUGUGGAGUCUUGAAAAUGGUUCUCAGGUUGCUAGUAUUCACAGGGAUGAAGAUGUUUUAUCGUUUGCUUGUUCUCUUGAUGGGAGGAUGCUGGCAGUUUCUCAUACGUCGGGCUCGAUUUGUUUGAUUGACACAAUAAACAAGUUUAGAAUACUGGCAGAAAUAAACAUUCCAAGCGUUUGUGGGAUAAUCAAGUUCUCCCCUGACCAUACGUUCCUCUUCUGUUGGCACGAAAGUCAUGCACGACGUCAUGAAGUUUAUCGGCUGAACGUUAAACGUAUCAACCAAGACACAUUUUCGCUUCGCGUUUCUUGUAACGUUUCAUACAAACCCUGGGAGUAUGAAACUGCCAGUAAAGCUGGAUUUUUGUUAGGAGAUCCUCUUUGUUGCAUCUAUGAGAACGUCUUUGGUCACUCAUUUCUUGUAGAACGAGCAUUUAUCUUUGUCCUUUCUGAGAAAAUUGUCUUGAGGCGCUUUCCUGAAGGUCGUUCAGUGGCAAUGUUCAGUGUGGAUGAGAUAAGUAGCUUCACCAAUUCAGCACAUCACCCACACUUAUCUCGAGCCGUAAAGAUGGCGUUUUCGCUAAAUGGAGAGAUUCUCUAUGUGAUUUCCGAAGUUCUAGCUGAAAGAGAAGUAAUGGCUUGGAACGUUCGAUCGGAAAACCUCACAGCAAGAAUGAUGAUUGGAAGGACAAGAAGGGAGUGCCUUACGCCUGUAGCGGAAGGCGUAAUUAUCGCCAAAGACUGUGGUUGUCCCGAACUGUGGGAUUUUGAGUUGUCUAGGUGUAUCCGUUCUUGGUCACGGGUGUGCAACAUUACCAAUGUGAUUCCCCUGUCAAGAGAUCACGUGGCAUGUGUAGGGGCUGAUGAUAAAGAGGUGAUUAUCCUGGAUUCGAGAAGCACAGGCGUAAAGGCACGCAUCCCAUUUUGCCGUGACCAAUAUGAAUCAACCAUUGAAACGUUGGGGAGAGAGGCCAUCGCAUGUAACAGCAAAUACGAAGUACUGUCCACAGACCGAAAAUCCAUUCAGCUGUCGAAUAGUGAAGGUGUUAUCUGGGAAAAGAAAUGGCACAAUUCUCUGUUGUGUGGCUACAGUCUCCCAGGAAUGUUCUCGCCAAAAGAGGAAUUUGUGUUAUUCUCGGCGAAACGCAAUGAUUGUGAUGAUCAGGAGGUAGUUGUUCUCGAAGCCUCUUCCGGGAAAGAACAUUCCAUUUUCUGUAGAGGUGCUUCGUUUUUUGACUGUAAGUUCGUCAGUAAUGAGGAAUGUGUCAUUGAUCUCGAGGAUACCUUUUCGCAUUUCGGUCUUCGUCUGUUCAAUAUCAGGAGCGGUGACCUACUCUGUGUGAUGGAGAGGGUGUUCAGAACGUAUUGUCUCACAACCUGUCUGCUGAACCAUGCGAUCGCAAUUGACGUAAGCGUUGGCUCUGAGAAAAAUUUCAGAAUUAUCCUGGUAAACAACCUUCCAAGUGAAGAUAAGAAGAACAAAAUGUAAGUUUGAUGUUGAAGAUGAUUAAUUACUUUUCCUGCUUAUAAAAGUUGGGUGGUUACUUACAUUCGUCGAUCUUUCAUAUCUUCUCUUAAAAGCCUAGUAAACGGAACACCUAGUAAAGGAAACGCUUAGUACUUUGUUUCUCGAUAACUCCGAAAGGAUGGAGCCUGCUGUCGCAUACGUACGUGCAAGUGUCGUGGCCGGGUGAUCCCCGGAGUUACGAAUAGAAGAAGAGUUAGUUUUCCUUAUCACUUUCAAGUAGACCCAAAUCGUUAUUAGUGUGAAACCAAAACCGCCCACCACUGAAGACCAAAAGAGGAAGCGUAUCUUAAUAUGAUAAUUGUUUCCUGAAAAAUUAUGUAAACAUUUGCAGACUGUGUUUAUUCUCUUCACUGCACUAGUGGUGACUGUGAAUCAAGGACAAUGAUACUUAGAUUCAACACUGGGAAUAGUUUUCCUUCAGCAAUCCAAUCAUAGUUUACUUAGUAAGGAAGGCUUAUUGUAUCAAAUUCCUUUUUAAUGAAAGCAUUUUGAUGCGUGGGCAGUGAGAGUAAAGUAAGCGAAAAUAAAUUUAUUUAUCUGCUGCAAUUGAUAUCUUUAAGUUUGUUGCAGGGUACCAAAGAAGCAGCCGUAUGAAUAAGAGGUCAGUAAUAUAAAAGGGGGUUAAAAAGAGCUCUUGUCUGCGUCAGAUUUUCGAAAUUUCUCAUUAUGAUAACACAUUCUGGAUAAGAAACAGAACUUAGCGAGUGGGUGCUUGCUAUAAAUGAUGUUGGCUGGACUUUGAAGACAAUGUUAAGAGCGUUGGUGUGUUCGCUCUUUGAAUCAUUUCUAUCAUGGCAUUGUCUUAUGCCCUUAAGUCUGUUUUUUUUCUUUACAAGCUUGAAUUUACCGAAAGCAUAGCGAGGGUACUCCACGCCCCUUUUUUUACGUUUCAUUGUUGUAAGAUGAUCUAGUUUACUCACUUGUUAUUCUUGGCAUAUUUUUGUUCUUCAGUGAAGUGAUGGAUGAAUUGCAGACUCUGUCGUGGGAGCCCUCCGGGCAGUCGGUACUGCUUGGUCAGCGUUAAAAACGAGAGACGAGCGCACUGUAAAUCAGGAGCCAUACGGAGAGAAAUGUCUUCCUCUUGCUUUCACGGACACGCACCAUACCAGAUAAUUUGCGAACAGCCCUGCCAGGCGCUGGAAGGGCAAAUGGACUGGUCAGUCCUAUUCUUUAGUCUUUCUAUGUGUAUAGUUGUUGUUUCUACCUAUAUUCCAAGGGAUGUCAGCUUUUUUUUAUCUGGAAGCUUUUUCAACAUCGCUGUCAAAGUGAAAUUAGUAUAGGUGAUAACAUGAUCUCGACUGCGAUUUGGUCCAAAUAAGCACGAGUAAAUUUUUCAAAGACAACAAAAUUGCAUGAGCCCGUAGGGCAAGUGAAAUUUGUAGUCUGAAUAAUUUACAAGUGUUUAUUACACCAAACUGCAAGAGAAAUCAUGUUAUUACUUGCCAAUAAUGUAGAUGACAAAACAUCACAGAAAGUCAAGAUAGAAAAAAUUCUGAAAGCGUGCGCGCGCUAUAUGUAAUUUGCACUCGUGUUACAUGAGAAUGCACUCGUUUUCAGCCAAUCAGAAGCGCGUAAUUUUUUCGUGUACAUUAUUAAGUAUUAUUACCGAUUAUUAGUCACUCAAGAUAGAAGUUAAGUGCAACUGGUCAAUGACUAGUUUUUCUCACUGUAAAACUAAAUUACAGUUUUGAGACUAAAUUUGAGAUUUUUCUGGUCAGAGUUUAAAGAAGACGGCACAACUAUUCAGAACAGAUGGUUAUUAUCAUUUGAAGACAACCCCCAGAUUAAGAAACUGAAACUUACUUUUUAAAGUUCGUGAUUUGUAAUCGCGUAAUUUUUUAUGCAUAUAUAUACAUUUGCGUCGUUUAACUCCUUUUUUUUUAUAAAACUGGGAAAACGUAUGUCGGUAUGAAUUGUCCAUGAGUUUAAGAAGACAUGUCUUUAUAGUGAGUCUUUAAUCUAUAGUUAUUUGUAAUUUUAAAGCUAUCAUCAGAUUUUUUAAUUUGGCGAGUUCUUGUUCAUAUGAUUGUGAUCUGUGCACGAAGUGACCAGUAUCACAGGGUGCUACUGCUGGACACAAGUUUAGGAACCUCUUGACUUUAUUUGGAUUUACGGUAUCCUACAAACCAUAGAACCGAUUUGUUUGACUUGUAAUGUAUCAGUCUAGGAGCACCUUCUACAGUGACCAAAACAGAUGCUAGUUAAACAUUGUAGUUGUCAUUAGGAUGCUCGAAGGAUUGUUACAACAUUAUUUGCUUCGUUUUAGGCUUUAGUGUAACCUUUGAAUAUUGUACUCUGGGUCAAUGAUUUUGCAAUUCACCGUACCCGUACGUUCAUCGUAGGGUCUCUUUUUCAAUGGAGGUCGCAAAUUCUAUAACUUUUAUGAAUCGAAGAAAAAGUGUAAUUGCUACGUUAGAUGUUUUAGGUUCUUAAAAAGAAUUAAGUAAAUUGUUCCUGCCAUCAUUUCAAUGCAUUAAUGUUUGUUAACCGUGCCAGACUUGAACUUAAGCUUGUUCCGAAAUAUUUUGG
Messenger RNA from Pocillopora meandrina, 6885 nucleotides. The record is from the annotation of a GenBank genome assembly. NCBI's taxonomy places the organism in Eukaryota, Metazoa, Cnidaria, Anthozoa, Scleractinia, Pocilloporidae.